ACAUUUUUUAGUUUGCCGCGCGCCCUAAAAUAGAAAAGUGAAGAAGACAAUGAGGAAAGAGGAGGCCGGGUUCCCAGAGUUCUCUGCACUGCCAACGUAUGCAAACAGGAUGAUGGCUACCGGUGUUUGAAACAAACUCUCUUUUUUAAACCCCCGUUGUGUGUCAGUAAACUUUUUUUUUGUCCCUCCGAGAGAAGAAAACAUCCUCUGCAGGGGUUAUCAGCGGAGCUACUGACUCUAAAACCAGCGUCGUCUUCAGUCUCAGACAGUGUGGAUUGAAAUGGCAAGUCCAAGGAGCAGAAGGGUUCUAAAGGAAGUGAGAACUCAGGAUGAGAAUAAUUUGUGUUUUGAAUGUGGGGCUUUUAACCCUCAGUGGGUCAGUGUGACGUAUGGCAUCUGGAUCUGUCUUGAGUGCUCUGGCAAACACAGAGGCCUUGGAGUUCAUCUCAGUUUUGUGCGCUCUGUCACUAUGGACAAGUGGAAAGACAUAGAGCUUGAGAAGAUGAAAGCAGGUGGGAAUGGAAAAUUUCGCCUAUUCCUCGAACUCCAAGAUGACUAUGAUCCCACCUGGAACCUGCAGGAGAAAUACAACAGCAAAGCUGCUGCGCUGUUCAGAGACAAGGUUGCAACUUUAGCUGAGGGCAAAGAGUGGUCCAUCGAGACGUCGCCUGCCAGAAACUGGACAUCUCCCCAACCCAAGACCAGCCUUUCCUCCUCUCAUCGCUCUGUAGGAGGAUCUGGACAAAAUUCAGCAAAAUCUGGUGAUAAAGCUUUUGAAGACUGGCUGAGUGAUGAUGUCAAUUCUUACCAGAGUGGAGGAGGUUACAGUGGCAAUCAAGAGAAUCGCUACGUUGGCUUUGGCAACACUGUGACUCCAGAGAAGAAGGAAGACGACUUCCUGAACAACGCCAUGUCCUCUAUAUAUACGGGGUGGAGCAGUUUCACUGUUGGCGCCAGCAAGUUCGCCUCCAUUGCUAAAGAUAAUACGACAAAACUGGCCAACCAAGCAACUCUAAAGGCCACAGAGUUAGGACAGUCAUUAAAUGAGAAUGUUAUCAAGCCAACGCAGGAAAAGGUCAAAGAUGGCAAAUUGCUAGAUGAAAUGACAGUCAGCAUCACUGGGCUGGCAAACAAGGUCCAGGGAGCUGGUGCAAAGUUGUCUAACAUGUUCUCUGGAAAACCUGAAGAUGGCUCUGCUGGAGAAAGCUAUCAAAACAUGGAUGGCACAGAGGGGUAUCAGAGCGUUUCUGCCCAGCCUAUAGCAAAGGACUUUUGGGAAACCUUUGGCAGCAACACCUCCUUAAAAGCCAAGAAAUCUCCCAGCAGUGACAGCUGGACCAUCGCUGAUAAUUCUACAAAGAAGAGCUCUGACAGUUGGGACAAUUGGGGCUCCGAGGCAGCAUCCAACAACAAAAACAGCACGGAGGAGAGCUGGGAGGCCUGGGACAACAAUUGGGAAAAUGCAGAUGGUAAGACAAAGAAGAGUCCCACAAAACCUGCUGAGGACAACUGGGAGAAUGCAGACUGGUAGUGACUUCAUAACCAUACCUCACACUUUCCCCUGUUCCUCUCCUCAUCUCACUUGAGUUGGAGUCAGGAAAAGGAGUUGUCUCUGCAUCAUUUCUGUCACUUCAGUCAAAGAUGUAUUAAUUUAUACAGUAAUCCUAGGAACGAGUGAACGAAACCCAGGGUUAUGAUAUGAGCUUAUACUAAAUAAAUAGUCUCAAAAUAUAAAAAUACCAUACGACUUAUGUCAUAUGCUGUAUAUUAAUGUAAAUCAUACACAAUGGAGAGAAUCCUGAUAAGUCGGUGUAGAUAUGGGUUAUAAUUUUACUGCCUGAAGUCCUUCAAAAAAUAAUACACAUAUUGAUGAACAAGAUUUAUAUUAUAUCAUGGGAAUAAUUCACUGGUUUUGAGCAGAUCAGUGAUGCAUGAUAUUGACAUUUUUACAAUGUAAUUUUGCAUCCCCGGACAAUAGAGUUAGAUAAAUUAGUAACAUUAAUUCAUGUUCAAACGAUAAUUUCAUUCCCUUUAUAGUUUCUCACUUUUACUAUACAAAAAGUCAUUAUUUUACUGUUACAAAGACCCUAACGUUCUACCACGCAACGCUGAGAGAUACUACUUUGAGAUCGGUCACUGUUCCAUGCUGGAUUUGUGUUACUUGCGGAUUUAAUACUUGUCUCAAAUUGAUUAAUUUGUUCUCACGGAAACUGAGAUUGUUUAUCCCAUGAAUGAUUUUACCUACCUUUAACUUUAUUCUUGUCUAUCGUGUAACUUUACUUUAUAUAUUGUGAUUUUAUUAUUCAGAUGGAUCUGUGCAACACUCUUCAGCGACGUUUACAGUAGUCUGUUUUAUUUGUGGUAUAUUAUAUAAUUAUACACAUUGAAUUCUUUAUGUAUUGGUUGGAUUGCAUUGCUUGUUAUCAUCUAUUGUUUUUUUUUGUUUUUUUUUUUUGUCGUUUUGGACCUUACCUGCAGUGUGGCUUUUGGUUUCUUGAGCCCACUCAUCUGCUGUGCUCUCUCUUUAUCACUGGGAGUUCCCAACACCUUGAUUAUGAUGCACGUGGAUCAAAUUUUGGAAUGGAAAUUUAACACAAAUGUUGAUUUUUACCUUGGGAAAUCUUGAGAGGUUGAAUCAGACGGUGUUGUCUGAGACAGUUUGACUAUAUAAACGGUUACUUUUUGUAGUUAACCGGGUUUAUGAUGGGACCAGGUUUUUAUCUCCACAAUCCUGCUCAUCCAAACAACAACUAACUGCUCAUGUGAUAAAGUUACUUUUCAUAGUCAGUUGUUUAAUCAUUUCCAACUUUUAGUAUAGUAUAAAAGAUUUCAUCUAAAAACACUCUGCUCAUAGCAGUGAUAUUGUACUGUUGUAAAACUGGAAGUGUAAAUUGUUAUCUGUGUGUUUUUGUGACAGCUCAACCAAUAGGACUGUAACUCAUAUCCUCAGCCGAGCAGAGAAGCUAUUGUAAAAUUAAUGAGCUUGGAACCAACCCUGUGCACGCUACAUCUGUGUCAAGUGUUGUUGAACCUUGAACAUUGCUUGUUUAAUGUCACAGCUUUCUUCACACUAUUAACAUCUGAUGUAGUGUUGAUGAGGCUAAUUAUACGCUGGACGUUCAAGUCAGGGCUCUCAAAACACUUACAGUUCAAUUCUGUUGCAGAAAGAGAGCUGGAAGCUGCUGUCGAUUCAAAUAAAUCUGAUACUAUUAUAAGGGACUAAUGAUUGUGAAUUUGAAAAUUUCUAAAAUGAACAUAAUUUAUAAAACCAGCUUCUGUAAUGUCUGUCACUUUGGUGAGAUGACAUGUUAUAUUUCUCCAGCAAAGACUAAUAAAAGAAGAGAUCGAAAUACAUAAUUUCAUGCCCAUUUCUACCUCAAAGUUACAGUUUACUGAUGAGUACACAGUACCGAACAUGUUUUUCUUUUUCCACAUUCUAAAUUGAUUUCAAAGUAGGCCUUACUGUAGCAGACUUGGUUUUUUUCAGUGACCCAUUUUGUCUUUGUCAAAGCCAGUAUUGUUGUAGUGUAACAUCAGUGACGGUGCAAUUAUACAUGAAAACACAACCACUCACUCCUGGCUCAUUCAUGUUGCUUAACAUGUUCAUGUUUGAUGAUGUGUGGAAUGCCUUACAAUGCCGUGUUAGCGUUUUGUUAAUGUUGGUUUCAUUUUCAUGUGUGUCUGGUGCAGUGAGUUAAAAUGACCUUUUAAAUUCAACCUGAUUAUUGUUAGAAUUGUUUCAAUCAAUUUUAUAACAUGUCAUGAAAUAGUGAAGCAGAAGGUUUUGAAUCAUGAUGUAAAAUCUGGACAAAUCUGCAGUAUAUUUUUGGGGGUUUACUCUAGUUAUUGUUAACCCUCAAAAUGUGUUACUGAGUGAAAUGCAUCAAAUAGGUCUGGAAUGGAAGGUAGAGGAGUUUUUUAAUGGUUAAUUUUCCAUCCACUCAUACUAAACUUAAAUGUAAUGCUCCGGUGUAACAUAUGUGCUCAGUUGUUUUGUAUUUAAACAAUAUUGAGAUUGUCCGUGUGUGUGUUGAUGAAACUCAACUGUCAAAAGUCAAAAGGCUAUUUUUUGAUGUCAUGCAUGUGAUGUAAAAUGAAACAAAAGAAAUGUCACGCUAUUUUCUGAUUUUCCAAAGUUGUUUUCUUCAGUGAAUUAACGUGCAGUCGUCUGCUUCAAGUUUCACCAGCGGCGGUUCCUUGAGGUGAGCCAGUGUUACAAACUCAGUGGAAGCUGUGGUUAAUUUCCUGUACAUACACAUGGCUUCUGUGUUGAAUUAAAAUCCAUUGUGCUGUGAACGCA
Molecule: messenger RNA, 4300 nt
Organism: Cynoglossus semilaevis (tongue sole)
Lineage: Eukaryota; Metazoa; Chordata; Actinopteri; Pleuronectiformes; Cynoglossidae
Gene: arfgap1
Product: ADP-ribosylation factor GTPase activating protein 1
Exons: 13
Coding region: 281-1531 (416 amino acids)
Biological process (GO): regulation of endocytosis; regulation of ARF protein signal transduction
Cellular component (GO): Golgi membrane
Molecular function (GO): GTPase activator activity
Source: RefSeq, a predicted model, not a curated record